CUCGUUUUAGUGUAUAUGUUCAAAAAUUGCCGUCGGUCGUCACAGUCGCAUAAAAAACUGGCAGAUUAGAUACAAAAAUUGAAAUUUCUUUGAGUUAAAAUUAUGAGUAAAUAGAAUGAUAAGGACAGCAAAGGAUAAAAUUGCGAAUGAUAUUUCAAACAUCAAAUACAGGAAUACUGUUGUGCUGAAGUUUUGAUUAAUCAGUCAUGGAUCUAAUUGUACAAUUGAACAAUCAAACCGCCGGGAGAGACAAAAUCAUAAGAUUACUGCAGUACUGUGCUCGUGCUGGUUGGUAUUAUUCCCGGAGCAACGCUUCUCACUCGUCAGACAUUCUCAAAAGUUUGGAAUAUACUUUCAGUUCAUUCCGAAAACUACUUCAUUUUGGACGAUGUCUCGACAGUUUAUAUGGGGUUUUGAACGUCAUGCAACAUCCAGAUGUUGCGAUAAGAAUAACAAUGACUCUUUCAAGAAUAACAAAUGCUCUCUUUCUUCUGGCCGAUCAUAUCAUUUGGCUGGGAAGAGCAGGAGUAACAAGAGUCAAUCUGGAGAAGUGGACAUCAAUAUCGCAUCGUUAUUGGCUCCUCAGUAUCCUCAUGAACCUGACGAGAGAUCUUUAUGAAAUUUCAAUAAUAUUCCAAAAGUUCAACAGUUCACAAGUCUCUAGAUUUUGCAGCCGCUCGAGAUAUAUCAAUUUUUACGAUCGCAAGGCUUUAGCAAUAUUGACCAGUCGUAGAGAUCUGCUUUUAGACACUAUUAGAAACAGUUGCGAUCUAUUUAUUCCUCUCUCUGCCUUGGGAUACACAAAAUUGAGUCCCGGCACUGUCGGCUUACUGGGAGUUAUUUCAUCCGCGGUUGGAAUUUAUUGCCUUGCUUAUCCCCUCUUCAAAUUACCGGCUUCUUGAAAUGUCAGUAAUCUUUUGUAUUAUUUUUGUAAAGUAUUCACUUUGGCGGUGCAGAGAGGUUUUUUAAUGGUUAUGGUGUUGAAAAAUUAUAUAUAUGUAUAUAGCAUAUAAAGUAUAUUUAUUAAACAUUCCUCAGGAAGUAUUCAGUCACCGGAAUGUCAAACUAUUCCAAGUUUUUUAUGAAAUAUAAAAAAAUAUCAGUCUUAA
Messenger RNA from Venturia canescens, 1109 nucleotides. RefSeq names its product peroxin 11 (gene Pex11ab). Bases 207 to 902 code for a protein of 231 amino acids. Gene Ontology annotation, biological process: peroxisome fission. NCBI's taxonomy places the organism in Eukaryota, Metazoa, Arthropoda, Insecta, Hymenoptera, Ichneumonidae. The transcript is spliced from 4 exons. Gene Ontology annotation, cellular component: peroxisomal membrane. The record is from RefSeq and is a predicted model, not a curated record.